CUAUAUAGCGAAUCAUAAACAAUUUAGAAUGACGGGAAUUUGUUCUAUUUUUGUAAGCACAAGUAAACUUGUGCUAUUAUUUCGAAUCUCUAACCUCUAUGUCCUUUGUAGAAUAUCUCAAUUCCAUUUUCUGCAUUGCUAUUAUUAAUGAUUCCACACCGCUUAAUAUGUUUCUAUAGAUUGCCUGUCUCCGCUCUAGUCUUUCCACUUCGUUAUAGCCGUUGUCAUGGAUUAUUCUGUUUGUUAAAAUUAUUUUUUAUGCUUUGUGUUCGAUUUUUUUUUGACUUUAUUGAGUUAAAUACUUAG
Molecule: messenger RNA, 306 nt
Organism: Meloidogyne enterolobii
Lineage: Eukaryota; Metazoa; Nematoda; Chromadorea; Rhabditida; Meloidogynidae
Source: the annotation of a GenBank genome assembly